CUGUGCGCGAGUCUCUCGGAGCAGGAAUGUGGAAACGGGAGUCGGGUCAGUCAGCGCCGCACGUUUCUGCGCUGCUCACGACUGAAUAAUUCAUCAUCGCCUCGGUUGAAUAUAUUGAUGAGCGGGAGGAAGUGAUUUGUGCACGGAUUACACAGUCGCUUCUCUGGAUUUACGUCCACGCUUCUCGGUUCUGUUUUUUCCUCACUGCUGGGGAAAAGUUUGCUUUGAGACGGAGUCGCGCGCACACAGCUGGAGUCCGCGAGUGGAAAUAAGCUUCCAGCGCACACCGAGCGCACCUCGUUCCGGAGCUCUGGCAGCAUGGACCCGGCGUCACUGAGCAGGUGAAGGCUGCUAGCGUUAAAUGCUCGCUGCGCAGUGACCGCCCGCACUCCCGCUGUUCGCUCUGACUGCAACCCGCCGCCCCCCAUGGCCUCCAGCCUGACCUGCACGGGCCUCGUCUGGGCCCUGCUCUCCCUGCUGUGCGCCGCCGCCUCCUGCGUCGGCUUCUUCAUGCCGUACUGGCUGCUGGGGACGCAGAUGGACAAGCCCGUGUCCUUCGGCACGUUCCGGCGCUGCUCGUACCCGGUGCGGGACGAGGAGCGGCAGGCGACGGUGAUGCUGGAGCAGUGCGGGCGCUACGCCUCCUUCCACGGCAUCCCCAGCCUGGAGUGGAGGAUCUGCACGGUGGUGACCGGCGUGGGCUGCGGCCUCCUCCUGCUGGUGGCGCUCACGGCGCUGAUGGGCUGCUGCAUCUCCGACCUCAUCUCGCGCACCAUCGGCCGGGUGGCCGGCGGCAUCCAGUUUGUGGGGGGCCUGCUCAUCGGUUCCGGCUGCGCUCUCUACCCGCUGGGAUGGGACAGCGAGGAGGUGCAGCAGACCUGCAACAACAGCUCCGACCAGUUUCAGCUGGGUUCCUGUCAGAUCGGAUGGGCCUACUACUGCACGGGGGCGGGGGCCGCCGGCGCCAUGCUGCUCUGCACCUGGCUGUCCUGCUUCGCCGGGAAGAAGCAGAAGCAGUACCCGUACUGACCCGUUCUGACUUGUACGGGCCCGGCGCCGGGACCACGCGACAGAGGGAGCGCGCUGCGACUCCGGACCCACACCACACCCAGUACAGCACAUCAGGCGCCAAAGACCCCGCGCCGUCGGGUCGGGUCGGGUCGGGUCGGGUCGCCCUGCACACGGCGUGGGGCCCGGACGGCCGCGGGGGCCGCUUCACAAUGCAACACACCCGCACGCACACGCGGCGGAACCCGCGUGGACCAACGCCGUUUGUACCGAUUGUCACAUAACUAUUUCCUUAACGAAGACUAUUCCUCCUUUUGUCAGUGCUGUUGACGUGAUCGUGUGUCCUGUGACGACGAGACCCGUGUUGUUGCUCGUGCGUGGCGUGUUCCCGUCUCCUUCGUGUCUCAUCCUUGCCUUAAACACAGGUGAAAUGCAAUAACCCCCACGUAACGUAAAGCAAUCCCACACUGGCUGCCUGCUUCCUCGACUCAGACUCUUCCGAUUCCAAAAGUCUACAAACAGUUUAAUAUUUAACACCUUCAUGAGAUCUAUGUUGUGUAUGAUAAUGUAUUUUAUCAUAUUAGCACACGUUUUGUACUCGCUCGUCCGAUUAUUCUUUGUCGUUCUUUUCCUUUUGUAAAUAAAUGUUUAUCGACA
Betta splendens (Siamese fighting fish) is the source of this 1665-nucleotide messenger RNA. Its product is annotated as LHFPL tetraspan subfamily member 6 protein. The coding region runs from base 427 to 1029 and encodes 200 amino acids. The record is from RefSeq and is a predicted model, not a curated record. The transcript is spliced from 4 exons. NCBI's taxonomy places the organism in Eukaryota, Metazoa, Chordata, Actinopteri, Anabantiformes, Osphronemidae. Gene Ontology annotation, cellular component: membrane.